AUGGGGGACAGCGAGACGGUGCAGUGGAGGCAGUGGAGGAGAGCGAGACGGUGCGGGCUGAACCGGUGCGGCAAGAGCUGCCGCCUGCGGUGGCUCAACUACCUGAGGCCGGACAUCCGGCACGGCGGCUACACGGAGCAGGAGGACCGCGUCAUAUGCUCCCUCUACGCCUCCAUCGGCAGCCGCUGGUCCAUCAUCGCCUCCAAGCUCCCCGGCCGCACCGACAACGACGUCAAGAACUACUGGAACACCAAGCUCAAGAAGAAGGCCAUGACCAUGCGUGGCCCUCACCACCACCACCACCACGCCGGCCUCGAAGCCGGUGCCGGAGCCGGAGCCAUCUCCGCGCCCGCGACGCCGCCAGGUCCUGCCCGGUCCUGGAGCCAAUGUGUGCCGUCCUCCCUGCAGCCCGCGGCGCUCUCGCCGGCAGCGUCCGGAUCCUCCUCCGUCAACACCAGCUCAUCAGGCGGCGACAUGUGCUUCGCCGCCGCCGGCAUGUACCCGCCGCCGCACCACAUGCAGGGCUUCGUGCACGUAGACUCGUCGCCGCAGACCGUGCUUGCGCCCAUGCCGCUGGACAUCCCCGUCGCCGGCAGCUGGGCGUCGUCGUCCGUGCCUGGAGCGAGCAACGUCGGCGGCAUGGCGCUGGAGGACGCAUUCCUAACAGACCUCAGCGCCUACGGCGACCUGCUGCUCGGCGGGUUCGGCGGGCUGCUGCAGGACAACAAGGCCACCGCCGCCAUGAAGCUCCCCGGGGCGUGCUACUUCCCCAACAUGGCGGAGUUGUGGUCCGCCGACCACGCCCACGCCCACGCCCAUGCCAAGCCGCCGCAGGGCCUCUGCAACACGUUCACAUAG
Molecule: messenger RNA, 858 nt
Organism: Hordeum vulgare subsp. vulgare (domesticated barley)
Lineage: Eukaryota; Viridiplantae; Streptophyta; Magnoliopsida; Poales; Poaceae
Product: transcription factor RAX1-like
Exons: 2
Coding region: 1-858 (285 amino acids)
Source: RefSeq, a predicted model, not a curated record